GUUGUUGCUGUCAAAGCCGUCAUAAAUUGAUAAUGUUAUUAUUAUUGUGGUUUUUGUUAGUUAUGGAAGAGUAGAACAGAAAAUUCGAUAAGUUAAUUAUUUUUUAAUAAUUUACACUCGGUUUUAUAACCGUUGAAACGUAUUUAUGUUUGGUUAUAACCUGCAUAACCUUACUUUUGGAAAUGUUUUAUUUUGGAAAAAUCGCAUUUGCAUGUGCUGUUGUUUUUUUCCUGUCAAUGUCAAACAAAUUUUAAUUUGACACAAUUCACAUCAAAAUUGGGAAUGCGCUAGAAAAAACCAUGUUUCCUGAAGAUACGUUUGCAAUUUGUGAUCCACGACGUGAUGAAGACUGUCGCAAGAACGGGGACAAGGAGGUGCACCCGAAAAUCAACGGAAAUCGGAGAAAUUCCUGCGCGAUUGUAACAAAUACGUGCCACACGUGCAAUGGGUAUUAUGGGCCGUGCUUUGACGACCCUGUGUGCUCCACCUGCCACGCUUUUCUGUACCCCAACACUGCCCCCAUUAUGGACAGGCCCUCAACCUUCCAAAGAUCCAGUGAUAGUGAUUCGGGCAAUGACGAGCCGGUGGAUAACAGUCAGGAAAGCAUGCCCAACGUCCCCCUUUACGAGGACUUCGUGGGCAAAAUGGCCCCCGUAAGGGUGGAUACCCUGACUAAAGAAAUACAAAGGCUCUCAAACGUCACUCAUCACGUAACUGACUUGAAUUUAGAGCUAUUUCCACCGGAAGUUCUUAUGCAUAUGUUUAAAUAUUUAGACGAAAUUUCGCUGUGGAGCAUAGGUCAAGUUUGUAGCAGGUGGCGGGAGAUACUUUUCAUGUGUGUGAAGCUCGAGCGUUGGCGAGACUUUGUGCGCUUAAGGUGGCCGUUGUUGCCUUUAUAUGAUUACGAACAAGACUGGUAUGAACUUUAUACAGCCAUGAUGCUUAGCUCGUGUUGUUUUAAAUGUAUCAAACAAAUGGCCGCUCAAAAAUUGCCCUCGCAUUGGGAGGACAGUUCCUGGAGACGACACCGUUUAAGAACCGAGCUUAAAGCAAUGAGGAGUGAUCCUCUCAGUGGGAUUGAUGCGUUUCCACUUGAUGCUCAUUGUUGCCAUUGGCAGGCGACGAUUGAGGGACCAGCGGGCAGUCCUUACGAGGGCGGAUUGUUCUUUCUGUACAUUCAAGUACCAACAACUUACCCAUUAGAUCCUCCACUUGUUAGGUUUAUCACGAAAAUUUUUCAUCCCAACGUUUCAAGACACGGAGACAUUGGUAUCGAUUCAAUUCAUCACAACUGGUCAUUAGCUCUCACACUUAGCAAAUUGUUGAUUUCUAUACAGUCACUUCUUACCGACCCUUUCUGCGAUGUUUGUAUGGAACCCGAAAUAGGGAAUAUGUUCCUCAAAAACAGGGAGGCGUUCGAACUUGAAGCUAAGAUGUGGACUUGCAAACAUGCAAUGCAUGAUAUGUUGCCACACUGAAUAUUUAUUUAUCUAUUGUUUUUUUUUCGCAAAAUUAUGAUUGAGUUAAUCAACAACAUGCCGUGCAUGUAUGUUGCCGCAAAGGGCAUUUGUUUUUAUUUAAUUUUUUUUUGCUAAAUUUUUAUGGUGGCAAUGUCAAUUAUGCUUUUUAUUUCUCAAAAUUUAUUUUGAUUUGUAAGAAUUGAGAACAUGCCAUGCAUGAUGUGUUGGCAUACUCAUAUAUAUUUAUUUUAUUUACUUUUAUUUUUUGCAAAAUCAUGUUUGUGACAAGGCCAAUUUAUUGAUAUUUUACCUUAUUUGUUACAUUAUAUUUUUUGUGAUUUGUGUUCAAUAAACCUGUUUCUUAAA
This is a messenger RNA of Tribolium castaneum (red flour beetle), 1826 nucleotides long. RefSeq names its product modifier of rpr and grim, ubiquitously expressed (gene morgue). The record is from RefSeq and is a predicted model, not a curated record. Lineage: Eukaryota; Metazoa; Arthropoda; Insecta; Coleoptera; Tenebrionidae. Bases 300 to 1478 code for a protein of 392 amino acids. Gene Ontology annotation, cellular component: nucleus. Gene Ontology annotation, biological process: protein polyubiquitination. The transcript has 6 exons. Gene Ontology annotation, molecular function: protein binding.